ACUAAAUUAAAUAUGAUUUGUCCUAUUGGUGGUGAUCCUGAACAACGGUAUGGUCGUCCAUAUGGUCCUGUUUGGUGUCUUAAUUUAAAUCGUCCAUUCAUAUGUACGGCAACAAAAACAACUACUAAGCGUUAA
Adineta steineri is the source of this 135-nucleotide messenger RNA. The record is from the annotation of a GenBank genome assembly. Lineage: Eukaryota; Metazoa; Rotifera; Eurotatoria; Adinetida; Adinetidae.